Talaromyces proteolyticus is the source of this 1387-nucleotide messenger RNA. RefSeq names its product putative amid-like NADH oxidoreductase. Gene Ontology annotation, cellular component: cytoplasm. The transcript is spliced from 7 exons. Gene Ontology annotation, molecular function: flavin adenine dinucleotide binding; electron-transferring-flavoprotein dehydrogenase activity. Bases 95 to 1285 code for a protein of 396 amino acids. The record is from RefSeq and is a predicted model, not a curated record. Lineage: Eukaryota; Fungi; Ascomycota; Eurotiomycetes; Eurotiales; Trichocomaceae.
GAUUUCAAUUCGGAAUUUUGUUUUAUAGCAUUUUGGUUAAGUUGGUACUAUAUUCGGCAGCCCUAUCACCGCCUAGAAAAAGAGCUACCUCAACAUGGCGAGUGGAAUCAGGAAUGUCAUUGUCGUUGGUGGGUCCUACGUGGGAAAAGCCACGGCGCUAGAGCUUGCUCGAGUUAUACCUCCAACACACCGAGUACUAUUAAUCGAACCGCAUAGCCAUUUCAACCAUUUGUUUGUUUUUCCUCGAUUUGCAGUACUUCCCGGCCACGAACACAAAGCGUUCAUUCCAUACUCUAGCACUUUCGCGUCUGUUCCGAAUAGCUCUCUACACUCUGUUGUUCCAGCCCGCGUGCUCUCUGUGCAGCCAAAAUAUGUAGAAAUCGACCGAGAAUGGCAAGGAUCCAACCAGGUUCCCUUCGAUUAUCUCACCAUUGCAACGGGCACUAGUCUGGUGGAACCAGCUAGCAUGCGAUAUGACGACAAGGCUUCCUCGGCAGCCUACUUAAAGAGCCAUCAGGAUAAUGUCAAGCGGUCAAAGUCGAUUGUAGUCGUCGGUGGUGGCGCGGUCGGCGUUCAGAUGGCAACUGACUUGAAGGAGAUAUACCCAGACAAAGAGAUUACCGUGGUGCACUCUCGAGCCCACUUGAUGCCUCUUUAUCAUGAGAAAAUGCAUGAAAUUAUCAAAAGGAGAUUUGAUGAACUAGGGGUUCGGCUUAUCACAGGCUCUCGCGUGGUUAUCCCUACAAACGGUUUCCCUAAAGAUGAGAGCGACUUUGUUGUCGAACUUACCAAUGGCACGAAGCUGAAAACAGAUUUUGUAAUCCUGGCAACAGGACAGAAGCCGAAUAAUCGUCUUAUUCAAGAUUUGGUCGCUACGGCGCGUGAUUCCUUGAUCAACCCAAAAAACGGAUUCAUUCGUGUCAAGCCAACACUGCAGUUCCUCGAUAGCCAAUAUCCCAAUCUUUUCGCGGUCGGCGAUAUUGCCGAUACCGGGAUGCAUAAGGCUGCAAGACCGGGAUCAUUACAGGCGGCCGCCGUGGCCAAAAACAUCCAGGCGCUGAUUGAAGGUAGAGACCCAGAGGCAGAGAUUAGCUGGAGUCCUCCAGGAAUUCAUAUGUCGCUAGGACUAAAAUACAACAUCGUAUUCCGGAAUCCAAAUCCAGCUGAAGGUCAAAAUGAGCCUGUGGUCAAAUACUCAGAUGAUGGAAAGGAAGACCUCAAUGUGGAGUCGAUGUGGACAAGGAUGGGCGUCCAGGCAGAUGAACCAGGUCGGUACCAUUUAUGAUGCGGACAAAGCAAUAGAAGCGGUGGAAGACCUGCAUGCAAUUGUAUGAUUAGCAAUCAACACUGUAGCCUCAAAUCAGAUGCAUGAUCUCGCAUUGUUCUG